Messenger RNA from Drosophila sulfurigaster albostrigata, 728 nucleotides. RefSeq names its product general odorant-binding protein 84a (gene Obp84a). Lineage: Eukaryota; Metazoa; Arthropoda; Insecta; Diptera; Drosophilidae. Gene Ontology annotation, biological process: sensory perception of smell. Gene Ontology annotation, molecular function: odorant binding. The transcript has 5 exons. The record is from RefSeq and is a predicted model, not a curated record. The coding region runs from base 16 to 696 and encodes 226 amino acids.
CUUGGCAUAUAGUAAAUGGCGCAUUUUAACUUUUUUAUUCUUCUGCUCACUAUGAGCGUUUUGUUUUGGAGUGUGUUGCAUGGACAAGACGUCCAGCCAGAACCCGAUGAUCCUGAAGUGCAGCGCGUAAAACAUGCUGAAUUCUUUGCGGCAAGAAAAGCUUGUGCACUGGAGUUCUUGGUUCCAUACGUUCGAAUUUGUGUUGCGCUUUUUGCCGUGUUGAGUUUGAGUUGUGUUCAGGCACUGGAGGAUCAUGCCAAGGAUAAUGGUGACAUAUAUAUUAUCAACUACGAUAGCUUUGAUGGCGAUAUGGAUGACAUAUCUACCACUACAGAAGCGCCAAGAGAUCCCGAUUUUAUAGACUUUGAUGAGGUUAUACGCAUCUGCAAUGCAAGUUUUGUCACGCCUUUGUCUAAUACCAUACUGUUCAACACCACGGGCAAGCUGUUGGAUGAGAAUGACAGGACGAGCAUGUGCUAUUUCCGUUGCUUCUUUGAAAAGGCAGGAUUGAUGGACAACUUCAAGUUGAAUGUGGAACUGGUGCGUAAGUACUUGUGGCCCGCAACUGGAGAUUCCAUCGAGCAUUGCGAAUCGCAGGCCAUGGACGAGACCAAUGCGUGUGUGCGAGCUUACGCCAUCACUCAGUGCAUCAUGAUGCGAGCUCUUACGGAUGCCAGGAACAAACCCAUGGUCUAAAACUAAAACACACAAAACGACGCUAUAAAUUA